Juglans microcarpa x Juglans regia is the source of this 555-nucleotide messenger RNA. RefSeq lists its product as uncharacterized. The record is from RefSeq and is a predicted model, not a curated record. The coding region runs from base 1 to 555 and encodes 184 amino acids. Lineage: Eukaryota; Viridiplantae; Streptophyta; Magnoliopsida; Fagales; Juglandaceae. The transcript has a single exon. Gene Ontology annotation, molecular function: RNA-DNA hybrid ribonuclease activity; nucleic acid binding.
AUGGUUUCUUUCCAAGAGACAAACAACACCUCCCAGACUUAUCCAAUGCAGGCUGCACAAAGGGUGCAUAAAUGGCUAAAACCAGUAGAGGGCUACUAUAAAGCACAAUGGGAUGCAACUCUAAGUGUUGGUAUAUGCAAGAUUGGGGCGGGAGUGAUAAUUAGAGACCACCAAGGUCAGGUUAUAGGAGCACUUAGAGCCUCCAGAUGGUUGAAAGGCAGGCCCUUUGAUGCUGAAGCACAUGGCCUUCUACUGGCAGCACUUUUCUGCAAGGAAAUGGGGCUCAUGCAGGUCAUUCUAAAAGGUGACUUAAAACAAGUGGUUGAUUUGUUGCAGAAGCAGGUUUCUAACUGGAGCAUGGGGGGAUUGCUGAUUGAAGAUGCCCAGAACCUAAUGAAUUCUUGCAGCCAGUGGUCAGCUACUCACACCUAUAGGGAGGCCAACAAGGUUGUUCACUAUCUAGCAAAGUUUGCUCUAAAUUUACCAGAGGAUGUAUAUGAUAUUGAAGAAUGUCCAUUCGGUAUUCAAUCCAUUGUAAACAUAGAGAUGUUAUAA